GGCGCACAUAAAGAAGUCCCUGUAUCACUGAUGUGUAUGUAUUGUAUGUAUGUGCGUCCUUCCAUACAGACAAUGAGGUCCAUGUCACCCUGAUUCAUGGAUUGAUCAGCAUAACAAGGAUGGCUGCUGUUGUCCUCUCCUUGCUUCUUCUGGCAUGCGGCACUCAAGCUGUGUUGAAGCUGUCACCCGACAGCUUGACAGUCCUCAGGGGCGACCAGGCCCGCUUUACUUGCGGGACCACCAAACCCACAGAGUGGGAUGUGAUGCUGUGGGAGCUGAAUAACACGGUGGUGGUCUCCAUCUCCAGGCAGCAUGGCGUGCUGUCGUCCUCCAUCACCAAUGUGACGGCGGAGGAAAGCCACGCCCCGAGUAGGAAUGGGUGGACGCUUGUUUUCGGGAGCGUUGGGAGGCACCACCAGGGGCAAGUCACCUGUCACCUGCAGGGAAUCGACAGGAAAACAGCGAGCCUCUUCGUUCAAGAAAAAGGCAGUGUGAAAGUCUUCGGAGGAAACACGACAGCUUUAAAGGGGCAGUCAGUCCUGUUGGAGUGCCAGGCAGCAGGAUGGCACCCUCAACCUUCUUUACAGUGGGAAGUAGAUGGAAAAAAGCUGAGCCAGCACGAGUACAACCUGAGUAGCAAAGAAACGGGUAAGAGCCUCUUCACUGUGAGCAGCAACGUCAGCCUGAUGGCGACAAGGAGCUCUGGGGUGGACUGUCUGGCCUCGGUAUCUGCCCUCGCCAGGCCGCUCAGGAGCAGCGUCCGCCUGACAGUGUUUGCAGAGGUGCUGCAGGACGAAGACGACCGCACACUCCCGUUGGCGUUAACCUCCUCCCUCGCCGCUCUCCUCCUGCUCCUCCUGCUCGGCAUCUGCACUGUCCUCUGCUACAGACAAAGGAGGCAAGCAAAGGGAAGCAAACAGGAAGCACUGGGGUUGGAGGAACCGUACAACGGCCUCAGACUACGUGCAAACGCCACAGGGGGGAAGGUCAACUUGGGGUACGCCAGUGAAGGCAUCACAAAUGCAGUUAACAAUGAACUAAUCAUGGGAAUUCAUAGCAAGGAGGAGUUGGUCAGCACUGACAAGGUCCCUGACCUUGUGGCCGCCAGUAACCAAGUGGACCUUACCGAGGAAAACGCUAAGAACAUCAGGAGAGUUACCACAGUUUGAUAAAAUACGAGAUGAAUCAAGAUACUUGUACACACACAAAAAGGCUUAAUUUUAUUUCCUAGAGCUAUUAGUGCCUUGGUACCUCGGUUUUUAUUCUUAACACGUUCCAAAUAGUAUGAAAAAUGAAACAAUUUUUCACAUGAAAUAAUGUCAAUCUAAAUAAUUCCUUACACACCCAAAAACACAUUUUGUAAACCAUAAUUAUAUUUUUACAAACAGAAAACAAUGACAAAUAAAAUAGAUAAAUGGUCAUUUAACAUCACCUUUACCUUAAUUGAAGAGUCUUGAUAGCGAUUAACUAUUAAUUCAAUAGUGUUUCUCAACUUCUUUAUCAAAGUGCUGUAAUAUCCAGGGACGCACAGAAAGUGGCUGCAUGCUCACACAAUAUUGUUCUACCCAAUUCUAAAGACGGCUUGACGGCACAACACGUCACACUGCCGUGACCAGACUGUCGUAGCAGUACGGUGCGUUCAGUGACACACUGGAAACAUGAACGCUAAGGCGCUGGUUGACUUUGAUUGUUUUAUUACCGUACGCGACAACUUUAUUUGGCUCUACGAUAGAGACUGAGUCACAAACGUGUGUUUAAUUGUACUUAAAGUAAGACGGUGUAUGAAAACCGAGGUAGAGCUGUACUUAAGUUUAGCAAAUUACUCAGAAUAAAAAAGGGACUCUACAAACUGCUUUAAACGAGCAUCAAAUCAUUGUUCUUGUUUUAGGAAGUAUAUUUCAAAUUUGAGUACAAGUUACUUAAGAUAAGCCAACUUUUUAGCUUGAUUUUAGAUAUUUGAUCUUGCUUACACGUCAUUAGUGUAGCGUCAUUGUGUUUGCAUCUGUUUGUACAGUAACAUAUUGUCAACAGUUUUUGUGUUUUUUUAAAAUAAAAACACAAACUUUUACAAAA
This is a messenger RNA of Nerophis lumbriciformis (worm pipefish), 2073 nucleotides long. RefSeq names its product immunoglobulin superfamily, member 5b (gene igsf5b). Lineage: Eukaryota; Metazoa; Chordata; Actinopteri; Syngnathiformes; Syngnathidae. The record is from RefSeq and is a predicted model, not a curated record.